Molecule: messenger RNA, 3350 nt
Organism: Apis laboriosa (Himalayan honeybee)
Lineage: Eukaryota; Metazoa; Arthropoda; Insecta; Hymenoptera; Apidae
Product: carboxypeptidase B-like
Exons: 9
Coding region: 1209-2870 (553 amino acids)
Biological process (GO): proteolysis
Molecular function (GO): zinc ion binding; metallocarboxypeptidase activity
Source: RefSeq, a predicted model, not a curated record
UCGAUUUAUCUCCUCUACUUUCUUCCUCGAUGCCGUUCCCCGUGACCGAUUUCUUCCGGCCUCGUGGCGCGGAAUCAUUCUCCCGUCUCUUUGUAUUGUGUAUGUAUUUCAAUUUCUUUUCGUACAUGUGGAAAACCGACUAACAGAGUAAUAUUAAUUUAACACCAGUCAUUAUUAUAAUAUAAUUAUUAAUUAUUAUUACUUAUUUACGCUCUAUCAUUACGUACAUUCACGCAAUAAUUGUAUUGCCGCAAUAUACCGGGAACACCGGUAAUGCUCUUAUAGUUGUAAACGAUAAUAAAUCAUAUUCGCAGCGUAAUCCCGAAUAAUCCAAUCCUCUUUUGAUUUUGAUUCAGGAGAACGUUAAUAUUUAAAACAAUGGAGAGGAAUAAACUUUUCCCACUUUCCCCCCCCCCUCCCCUUAUUUCUUCUCACAGAAUAUGCUUAUGUUAUUAUAUCUAAAUCGUGGAAUAGUAACCUUACUUGAACGAAUGCAAAAGUAGAAUGAUCAAAAGUGAACGGAUCAAAAAUUAACGUAAACUGACAGUAAAAACUUUACUUUCCUCGUUAACUUGUAAAUAUCGUGGAUUGUAAAAUUACUUAAAAUGAAAGGAAAAUCAGUCAAAAGAAGAAUGAAAGAAAAAAUAGCACGAUUUCAUUCCGUAACCUCGUAUUUUCCGUUCGAAGAGAAUCGAACAAGGAUUAGACAAGGUAGGUAAGAAAAUUACCGUUAACGAAUUAGAAUGGAAUGGAGCUGUGUCGCAAAUAAAAAUGUUAGACUAUAUUUCCUCUCGACCGGAUUCCUCUCGAUCAAUCGAAUCGAUGUUUCGACGCAAAGCAAUAAAUGAUUAAUUCUCCGAAUAAUUCAAAAAAAAAAAAAAUAAAUAAAUAAAUAGAAAUAUCAUGAUCGACAAGAGUAGGAAAAGAAUUAAAGCUAUAAAUCAUCGAUCCAUCCACAAAGGAUCACAGAGUAGAAUUUAUUUAUUCCACUAACCUUCUAUCCAUCAUUCACGAGGCCAUAAAUGUUCCCACGAGGUAUUGAAAGCCACACAGAAAUCCCGUAAGUCAAGCCCGUGGGGCAGGUCCAGUGAAAUUGUCGUUUUUCGCGUACGGAGCAACGGGGUCGGGAAGACUGGUUUGCACCAUGGGAUUAGUCAACGAGAAGACGUCGCGACGAGCGUACAUCCCGGGCCUGAUUCAGGCCGACCAUGGCUGUCGACUUGAAGUCGAUUUUCCGUCUCGCGUUCGGUUUAUCGGUGAUCAUCGCCUCGAAUCGAGCCAUGGCUCGACCGCAGCGCGCCGAUUUCGAAUUUUUGCCCGUGGGGGAGUAUAAUUGCUCGUCCUUGAACAAGAACGAUUGGUCCUUUGAUAAGAAGAAUCGUGAAGCAAGAUUUACGGAUUUAGAGGAUAUCGUAUACAACGAGACCGAGGAUCAUUUAAUAAUCGAUAAUGAAAUCAGAGGAUUUUCUUUCUCGAACAUCGUCGAUUCUGUGUUCACUGUGAUGGCUAACGGACUCGAUUCCAUCGUGACUAGUAUCAUCGGAACGGAGAAAAGUGGCAAGCCUAAACCCAACAGAGUGAAUUACAAAAAUUAUCAAUUGAUCAGAUUGUUCCCUAGUUCCCAAGGACACGUGAACGAGUUAAAGGAGCUGAAGGAGGCCGAGACCGAGGAUAUUAAAUUCUGGAGCGAACCGAUGUACAACAAAACAACCGACGUAGUCGUCGCUCCAGAUCUUGUCCCCGAACUGAAAAUAUUCCUUAGAGACAAAGGAAUCGAUUUCAAAGUUUUGAUAACGAAUAUUCAGAAAACGAUAGCGAAUCAAAAUCCAAAAAUGUCGAAGGAACAACGGGAUGAUCUCGUCUCGAGUCAGGGACACAGUAUGACUUGGAAACGAUAUCAUCGAUAUGGAGAGAUCGUCAGAUACAUGGAAUAUCUAAAUCUAAAGUAUCCUAAACUGGUCGAAGUGAUAACGAUAGGCCACAGUUACGAGGGUCAACCCAUUAAAAUGGUCAAAAUUUCGAACGGGCGAAACAAAAAGAAUGGAUCCAAAUCGGCUGUCUGGAUAGACGCUGGUAUGCACGCGCGUGAAUGGAUCGGUUCCGCUGUGGCGACCUACAUCAUCAGCCAGUUAGUCGAGAAGAACUCGAGCUACGCUAAAUUGCUGGAGAAUUCAGACUGGAUGAUCUUACCUGUCGCGAAUCCGGACGGCUACGAGUACAGUCACACGAGUGACAGAUUGUGGAGGAAGACGAGGAGCAAUCACGAGGAGAAUCAAGACGACAGUCGAUACACCGAUUACAGCUUCCUUCAACUAUUGAACCAUUAUACGAAGUGGUUAUGGGGUAAGUGCGAGGGCGUCGACCCGAACAGGAAUUUUGGAUACCAUUGGGGCGAGGUGAAGGAGGGUGGGGCCAGCCUGGACCCUUGCCACGAAACUUACGCCGGUCCACGAGCCUUCUCUGAGCCGGAAACCAAGGCGAUGGCCGAUUAUAUCUUGGCCAAUAAAAAGGAUAUCAGGAUUUAUCUGACGUUGCACUCUUAUUCGCAAAUGUGGCUCGUACCGUGGGGAUACACGUAUUCGAAACCGUCCGAUUAUACGGAAUUGAUGAACGUAGCUAAAAAAGCAAUAGGGGCGAUCUCGAAGGUACACGGGACCGAUUAUCAACUCGGCCCAUCAGCCGAUUUGUUAUACCCAACCUCAGGUGCUUCUGACGAUUGGGCCAAGGGUGUAGCCGGUAUAAAAUACGCUUACACGUUGGAACUUCGAGAUCGAGGAACGUACGGAUUCUUGCUUCCAGCAUCGCAAAUCGUGCCAACUGCUCGUGAAAUUUGGGCAGGGAUAAGAACGAUCGCUCGUUUAGUAACGUGAGAUCCGAGAAUGGCACUGAUCUCUCAUUUUCUGAGAUAUAUUUCAUCGUUUUUCAUGUUUACAAAGAUUAGAAAGUUUUUUAGUAGCGAAAUAUCUGAAAAAUCUGUAUGAUGGGAUGACAUUGCUGCUAAUGUUUAGCAUUGAUGUAAACCGAAGAUAAUUUUUUUUCAGCAGCAAUUAUCAAAUAUGUGGGAAAUUCUUUUUCGAGAGAAUUAAAAUAUAAUAAAAUUAAUAGCGGGAUUUUUAUAUUUAUUGUAUACGUUUUAAAUAGAAAUACGAUCGCGUAUGAUUUAAACGAUGACUUGUAAAUAUUGUAAAUUUAUUAUUAUUUAUUAUUAUUAAAAUUAUUCAUAGAGAUAAUCUAAUCUAAUAAAUGUAAUUAAUCAAGAUUGAUCAAUUUAAAAUGAUUUAUAAAUGUUGUAUAAAGAAAUGUAAUGAAUUUUUAAAAAUUGUGAUUCAUAAUUAUGAGAUAAAAACGAG